GAUCCUCUUUGCUGCCGACGCGUUUUGUGUGCUGUAGCAACUGAUCCUCAGUGACAAGAUGCCUCAGCUGCGAUAUCCGCUCUUCAGGCACCCGGUACGGACAACGGCCUGAGACAGGCAGACAGCGCUACGAGACAGGCAGCCAGCCAGGCAGGCAGGCAGCACAACACAACACACACGCUAGGAUACCUGAGAGCGGCUGCCGCACUGAUCUGCCACCCCUCUGUCUCUCUCUCGGUGUUCGUUUGGGCAGCCGUCGCACACUCUGGCGAAUCUGUCUGAGCCGUCGUCGAUGGUGGGUGCCGACGACCCCAGCAAGACCAAGGUCUUCAACCCAGGCGACAAGAUACUCGUCUGUGGACUACACCCCUCAUCGGACUUCAUCUGUGAGCACACAACCGCAGGAAGAAUGGCACGUUUAAUGCUCGUCUGUGUUGUUGACACGUGUGUGUGUGUGUGGCUGCAGGCGAGGACCGUGAGGGCAAUCGUUGGGUGCUGCCUCACCGCUGGCUGCGCGGCCCCGGUCAGGGCGGUGACGGCAUCUGUGCCGAGAUCAUGGGUGCCGACUGCUGCAUGUGGGAUGCCUAUGAGAUCCCCGACGACGAGACGGACCUGUCCAAGUACCCCGGGGUGCUGCCGCCCAGCAACGAGGCCAUGAAGGACAUCGUCUUCGAACCGCUGCCCGACAAGUUCCGGUGGGUGAGGGGGGAUUGUGUGGGUGUUCCUGUCGGGUACACUGCGUGUGUUUCAUGUUUGUGUGUGCGGUGUGCAGAGGUCGCGAGCCGACGGAAGAGGAGACUGCGCCGCUCCCCGAGCAAAAGGCUCAGUGACGCAUUCUCCAGAGAGGCGGUGGUGUGAAUGUAAUGCGAUGAGGGCCAGCGUAUGUGAGUGUGCACCCACAGCCAGGCCACUUCUGUCUAUCUUCCUUUAUCCAUUGUGUCAUGUAAGUCGUGCGGUGCCGAGCUAGUCUUUUUUUGACCCCACGUGUGUGUGGUACGCCUGUGUGGGGAAUGAUGCUCUGCGUGUCGAUCAAAGUUAAGCUCGGUAUGAGGUCAGCCACGUCCUCCUUGCAUCUGAUGAUGAGUACCUGAUUGGUUUGGCCUCCUUGUCCGGGCUUGUGUGGUGCUUCUUGUGUGUCCCUGUCUCUCGUGACGCACAAGCGCCAUCACGAUGGGGCAGGGGAGGGCGAGAGACGUCACACAAGCGCAGCACGGUUGGGCAGCUAUGCUCAUGGCACUCACUCCUGUCUAGACGUAUUCUUCUGAAGAAUGCAGUGCUUGGCCGAAUGAGGUCUGUCCAUCACCCAAUGCUAUAGAUCCCUAGGUAUAGAGCUGGUUGUGCAUGG
Messenger RNA from Vitrella brassicaformis, 1345 nucleotides. The record is from the annotation of a GenBank genome assembly. Lineage: Eukaryota; Vitrellaceae.